Messenger RNA from Belonocnema kinseyi, 769 nucleotides. RefSeq lists its product as uncharacterized. The record is from RefSeq and is a predicted model, not a curated record. NCBI's taxonomy places the organism in Eukaryota, Metazoa, Arthropoda, Insecta, Hymenoptera, Cynipidae. The transcript is spliced from 5 exons. Bases 55 to 435 code for a protein of 126 amino acids.
AUUCCCAGGCAUUACGUAUCUGAACUUCAUCCGAGAUGACAGUAGAUUUCAAUCAUGAAUUUUGUAAAAAAUAAUAAUACAAAGUUCCUCAUACCAAUGCGUCUUCUCCAUAAAGUUUUUUCUUUGUUCUUAUUCUACACCUCCAGGUUUAAAAUUAAGCCAACCAGUACAAUCACAGUAACCAGAAUUCAUGCAUCAGUAGGUGGCACAGCGAUUAUCCUGAUAACUGGUACUGAUGGGAAUUUAUGUAAUAUCAGGCUAAACAUAAAACCGAAAAAUCCAACAACAGCAGCCGAAACUUCUUCACCAUCAAGCAUAACAACGUUUACCCUGAUCACUGGACCCAAUGGAAAAAUCCAUUUCUCCCGAACAAAUGGAUGUCUGAAGCGCAUACAUCCAGAAAAUUCAUCUUCUUCACUCCAACAGCAAAACUGACGAUCAAACACCCGAGGCUUCUACAAAUAAAAUUAUUAUUCUCAUUAUUGGAAAAGCUCGAAUGAAGCUUAAUAUCAUGAAACUCGGUUGUCAAUUACAAUCUAAUUUAAUGCUCGUUCCUAACAAUUUUGUCAAAAUAAACAGUAUCAUAUUUUGAACUCCUAAUUAAGAAAUUUUUCUCUUUAACUUGUUUUUAACUCCUGAAAAAAAUUACGUAAUAUAACUCACCUCAUGCACCCAAACCACAAACAAAUUAUAGUGAUGAAUAAUAUGUACUUAUCGAUAAAGUUGGAUAAGAGACACUUUAUCUUACCAUAAUGUUACUAUCAGAUUA